UUAAUGAAAAGCAGUUUGAGCACAAGCAUGACAGUAGUUAAUGUUGCUCCUGGGCUUCCCUGCAGCAGCAUAAGGAGUGGGAAUAUAAUGGCUAUUUUAAAUCUUCUUCUGCUCCUUUGCUUAUUUCCAAUAAAUGAAGCAACUGCUGAAAAGCCUAAUGUAUUACUGCUCCUGGUGGAUGACCUUGGUAUCGGGGAUGUUGGUUGUUUUGGGAAUAAUACAAUAAGGACUCCUAACAUUGAUAGAUUAGCAAGAGAAGGUGUAAAGCUUACUCAACACGUUGCAGCGGCUUCCUUAUGUUCCCCAAGUCGAUCAGCUUUCUUGACCGGCCGAUACCCCAUCAGAACAGGCAUGACUGGUCAUAAUAACGGUUAUAGGGUUCUAAUGUGGAAUGCUGUGUCUGGAGGGAUUCCUACAAAUGAGACAACAUUUGCACAAAUAUUGAAGGAACAAGGUUAUUCUACAGCAAUCAUGGGAAAAUGGCACCUUGGGGUAAACUGUGAAUCCAGAAAUGACUUUUGUCACCAUCCAUUAAAUCAUGGAUUUGAUUAUUUCUAUGGAACACCUUUCACACUUGUGAAUGACUGUGAAGUCUCAAGACCAAGUGAACUUCAUGUGGCUUUUAAAAGGACAUUAUGGUUUUAUGCACAGAUUUUUGCCAUUACGCUGCUCACACUUGGAGCUGCCAACUUAUGGCAUGUUAUCAACGUUCCCUGGAAAAUUAUUUUUGCUUUCACCCUUUUUGGUACAGUUUUCUUUAUGUAUUGGUAUGCAGCCUAUGCAUUCCAAAUAUACUGGAACUGCAUAUGGAUGGAGAACUUUGAAAUUGUUGAACAACCAAUGGAUCUGGAAAAAAAAGCUGGUCAAUUAGUUAGAGAGGCCAAGUCAUUUAUUAACAGGAACAAAGAUGGACCCUUUCUCCUCUUUGUAUCUUUUCUGCAUGUCCACACUCCUCAUUACACUACAAAGAAUAUGAUAGGAAGGAGCAAGCAUGAUUUGUAUGGAGACAAUGUAGAGGAAGUGGACUGGAUGAUUGGGGAAAUACUGGACGCUAUCGAUGAGGAAGGUUUGGUUAAUGACACACUUACCUACUUUACUUCAGACCAUGGUGGAUAUUUGGAAGGCAUGACAGGAAGUCCUCAUCUGAAAGGCAGCAAUGGCAUAUACAGAGGUGGUAAAGGCAUGGGAGGACUAGAAGGUGGGAUACGAGUGCCAGGAAUACUACGCUGGCCGAGUGUUAUUCCUGCUAACACAGCAAUUGAUAAACCAACAAGUCUCAUGGAUAUAUUCCCUACAGUCACUAAGCUUGGAGGAGGUGUUCUACCACAGGACAGAAUAAUUGAUGGCAAGGACCUAAUACCUCUUGUGCAAGGAUUAAUACCUGACUCUGAGCACAAGUUCAUGUUUCAUUAUUGUGAUGAGUACUUACAUGCAGUGCGAUGGCAACAAACCACUAGUGAUACCAUCUGGAAAGUUCAUUACUUUUCUCCAAAGUUCAGUCCAGGAGAAGGUGCCUGUUAUUGGUCAAAGCUGUGUCCAUGUUCUGGUGAUAAUGUCAUCUACCAUUCGCCACCAUUGCUUUUUAAUCUCUCUAAUGACCCUUCAGAGAACAAUCCUCUUCCCAGUGACUUGCCGCUAUAUAAUGAAGUACUGCAGACCAUAGAGCAGGCCGUCGCACACCAUAACUCAACGCUGUAUCCUGUGCCUCAGCAAUUAUAUGGCAUAAACAAUCUGUGGAAUCCCAGGCUGCAACCGUGCUGUGGAACCUUUCCACUCUGUUGGUGCAAUAAAAACAAGACCAAUUAAUCACAAACAGUGGCGGCUUUUGCCCUUGGGCUGCAGCACCGUCCACAGUGGGCAGGGGGGAGCUGACCAGGACAUAUGAACAUACAGUACACAUGUGCAGUUGUAUGUAACAUAUGUUCUGGCUUCCUUCCCUGGGGGUCCACCGCGGCCGCAGCACAGAUAUCUCACUGCACAGCCUGUCAAUCCUCAUUUAGCCCGCCCCUGGACUCCCAUUGGCUGGCUUCACUGGAGUCCAGGGGCGGGCUAAAUGAUGAGUGUCAAGCUGAGCACUGAGUUAGUGAUGGGAAAUCUAGUUCAGUUCGGUGAUUAGUUCAUUAUGAUCUAGUUCACUGAAAAGAUUAGUUCAGAAGAUUAGUUCAUCUAGUUCAUUUAGUUCAUCAUUUCACUCACUGACUCUGAGACUGAAAGGAGUGAUUAGAUUUAGAACUAGUCUAGACUAUUACACAUAGAGUAGGCAUUUCUAAUACUAGCUCAUUGUAGGAGUUAUAAUCUUUUUCAAAUGAUCAGAUGUGUGUAAUAUGUCAGAUUUUUUAUUUUUAAGAAAAGCAAUAAGUUAUAUAGCAACCUUAUACUGACAUAUGUAUCUCUGCAAUAUUAAUCCCAUUGUUGGUACUCCUUUUUACUUCAUAAUAGGCAAGUGAAAGACCCAAAUCCAGAGUAAUGUCAUAAAUCACUUUUAGUUUUUUCUGCUUUUAAAAUAUAGUAAUUAAAAGAAAAAGUCCCUUUGCCCCAAUGUAACAGACCUUAGAGAGAUAAAGUGGAGAUGUUGCAAAGCAACCCAUCAGCUUCUGUCAUUUAUGUUCAACAGUAUAUAAAGUGACAGAAGCUGAUUGGUUGCUAGGGGCAACUGCUCAACUUUAUGUCACUUGAAGGUUCAUAGUACAUAUACCCCUGUGUCUUGUGUGGAGUAAUCAUACCCUACAGAAGGCAUGUCCAAACUGCGGCCCUCCAGCUGUUGUGAAACUACAUAUCCCAGCAUGCCCUGACACAGUUUUUC
Pseudophryne corroboree (corroboree frog) is the source of this 2803-nucleotide messenger RNA. RefSeq names its product arylsulfatase H-like. Gene Ontology annotation, molecular function: arylsulfatase activity. The coding region runs from base 4 to 1806 and encodes 600 amino acids. The record is from RefSeq and is a predicted model, not a curated record. NCBI's taxonomy places the organism in Eukaryota, Metazoa, Chordata, Amphibia, Anura, Myobatrachidae. The transcript has 10 exons.